AUGACUGCGCCGUCUUCAGCACCGAAACAGACAAUCAGCCUUGAGGAAUGGGAGGGCAAAAUGGCAGAGGUUCCAAUAGCCAAAAGUGACCUCAACCAGCUCAUCAUGAACUACCUUGUUAUUGAGGGCUACAAGGAUGCAGCCGAAAAGUUCAGCGAGGAAAGCGGUCUGCACACGCAGAUGGAUCUUGGGUCGAUGGACGAGCGGAUGCAGAUCCGGUUUGCGAUCCAAAACGGAGAUAUUCAGGGGGCGAUUGAGCGGAUCAACGACCUGAACCCGGACCUCUUGGACAUUGACCCGCACCUAUACUUCCACCUGCAGCAGCAGCAGCUCAUUGAGCUCAUUCGCUCGGGCCGGGCGGCAGAAGCAUUGGAGUUUGCACAGGAGGAGUUGGCGCCGCACGGGGAGGAGCAUCCGGAGCUUCUGCGUGAGCUAGAGAAAACCAUGGCGCUGCUGGCGUUUGAUGUUGGCGCGGUGGGGCAGGAGGGCGCCAGGGAGUUGCUGGAUUUCAGGCAGCGAGUGAGGACGGCGAACGAGCUGAAUCGCGCGCUGCUGGCUGCCAGUAGCUUGCCGAGGGAGCCCAAGCUGCCCAAGCUGCUGAUGCUGCUGGAGUGGUCGCAGGCCCAGCUGGACGAGAAGGCGAGGUAUCCGAGGAUAGGCAAUCUUCUGGACGCUAGGUUGGAGAUUGAGGCAGGGGGGGCGUGGGCGUGGGCUCGGCGGAAGGCAGCGCGCCGUCGUCGUCGUCGGCGACGUUUUCGUCGGUGCCACCGCCGAUGA
Messenger RNA from Kickxella alabastrina, 777 nucleotides. RefSeq names its product CTLH/CRA C-terminal to lish motif domain-containing protein. The record is from RefSeq and is a predicted model, not a curated record. Gene Ontology annotation, molecular function: protein binding. NCBI's taxonomy places the organism in Eukaryota, Fungi, Kickxellomycota, Kickxellomycetes, Kickxellales, Kickxellaceae. Gene Ontology annotation, biological process: proteasome-mediated ubiquitin-dependent protein catabolic process. The coding region runs from base 1 to 777 and encodes 258 amino acids. The transcript is spliced from 2 exons. Gene Ontology annotation, cellular component: cytoplasm; nucleus.